Messenger RNA from Xiphophorus couchianus (Monterrey platyfish), 7214 nucleotides. It is a transcript of the gene rab11fip3, whose product is annotated as RAB11 family interacting protein 3 (class II). Lineage: Eukaryota; Metazoa; Chordata; Actinopteri; Cyprinodontiformes; Poeciliidae. Gene Ontology annotation, molecular function: calcium ion binding. Gene Ontology annotation, biological process: regulation of cytokinesis; endocytic recycling. The record is from RefSeq and is a predicted model, not a curated record. The coding region runs from base 879 to 3650 and encodes 923 amino acids. Gene Ontology annotation, cellular component: cleavage furrow; midbody; recycling endosome membrane. The transcript is spliced from 14 exons.
AGGCGGAGGAGGAGGAGGAGGAGGAUGGGACACUGCUGAUGCUGAUGCGAGAGCUUUCUGUGUCUGUGAUCAACAUCGGUGGACAGAACCUCGCAUCAUGGAUCUACCUGAUCUCAUUUGAACACCUUAGUUUUAUUUUUCUGGAGAAGGAGAGGCGCUGAUCCGGAGAACGACGCCGGAUCUGAGGAGGAAAUAACGGUUUCGACUCGUCACUCUUCUCUUCUCCUGGCCUGUCUCGGCUGACACAGGUGGACAGAGCGGGGAGGGGGACGUUUAAAACAAGGAAACGGAAGGAAAUGAAGACAUAGCGUUGGAUUAUAAGAUCCAAAAAGGAGAAACUGACCAUUUUCGCUAAUUAGGGCUAAAAUGUUAACCUGUUAGCAGUCUGGUGGGCUAAUAUGUGUAGCUAGUCGGCUAGCAGCCGCCUCGACCAAUGGCCGCGGAGAAGGUAGAUGCUCGAAGGAGGAGUUAGAGCCAGUUGUCCGGCAUAAACACGGCGGCUCCGGGGCUGGACAACCCCAGCAGCUGGAGCUCGUUUCGGCUUCGUGUAGCGCUAAUUACCGUUUGAGGCUCAGCCGCUGGUGCUGGUUUCGGCUCGGAGGCGUCAUGUCGGCGGUUUAGCGGCUCGCAGGCCGUGAGGGAAGGAAGCGUGCUGAUGUUGGAUGUUUUCUGGCUCAGCAACCAUGACAGAAAACCAGGCUGUGAGUGAAAACAUGUCUUAUGCGUUAAGGUAACGCUUUAGAAGUGUGGGUUUGGUUUUUGUUUUAAUAAACGGAACUGAUAUUUUGACUCUUGUUCACUGGAAAUUCAAAGUUUCAACCAUUGAAAACAUGGCAGUGAAUUUUAAAAGCUGCUUCCUAACGAUAGAGGUUGUGUAGAUGGAGCCUACAGUUGUUUCUGGCCCUUUGGGGCAUGCUCAGUGGGAGCCAGAGCAGCCAUUUCCGCUGGGAUUUCAACCAGUGGAUCCAGACUGUGGAGGUGUUCCGAGUCCCAGCAGUACUGGUCAGACUGGUUUGGACUUCAGGAAAGGUGACUAUGACGAUGCAACGCCUCAGAAAAGUGUGGAAAAGCCUGUGGCCCUGGAGGACCUCAUCACAGUCUCGGCUUUUUCCUGUGGGGAUCUGCAGCUGGAAGGAAAACAAGCCAGCGCUUAUCUGCAAGGGUUGACUUUAACUGAAAGUUUUGAGGAAAUCAGCGACAGCACUUUGUCGUGGCUCUUCUCUCCAACUCUGACUGAUGUGAUGGGGAAGGAGUUGACUUUAAAAGCAGAUUCCCAUGACGAAUCCAACGCCGUCGCUGAUCAGGGCGACCUAAUAAGCCUCGGCUCUCCUUUUAACAUCUCCAGGAGGAAUUCUGGAGAGCCGUUUCUGCUGGUUGACCUCUCUGGGGUCACCCAGGACUCGCCCAGCGAGUUAAACACUCAGAUUGCAGAGGAGCAGGCAGCGCUCCCUCCCUCUCAGACUUUGUCACCUGAAACCGGAGACAAAGGUUUAUUCCCUGAUCAAGUGACUGAUCUGCCUUUAACCAGCAGCUCUGCUGAGAGCUGCCAUUCGCCACCUUUGUUGGAUUUUGACAGUCCUGCUUCUGUUGUACCAAAAAAUGAGGCUCAGUCUGCUGUAAUCGGCCAUGUUCCUUCAGAGGAAAGGAGUGAAAACGAUGAAGACUCUGUGGAUUUGAUGGAAGACCGAAGUAAUUUCGCUGCUAAAACGCGAUCAAACCAGGAGGAAAUGGCUCUGGAUCUGUAUUUGACUGCUGAGGAGGUUCAUGAUGAUGAUGAUGGUGGUUCAGAGGAGAGGCAGCAUCAGGUGGCGUCUUUUGAUUUAAACCUUCCUCCUCCUCCGGCGGCAGUGGGAAACGCCAGACAAGACGACGUGUCUUCUCUGAAAGCGGUGUUCGACGCCUUGGACCAAGACGGAGAUGGGUUCGUCCGCGUCAAGGAGUUUUUGGAGUUUGCGGCGGCCUACGGGGCAGAUCAGGUGAAGGAUCUGACCAAGUUUUUGGACCCCAGCGGUCUCGGCGUCAUCAGUUUUGAAGAUUUCCACAGAGGAAUCUCUGCGAUCAGUAAUGGAGGUCCAGAACCGCAGCUCUACAGCUACAACCCAGGGGACGGCGCCGGCGGCUGCCCAGAGGAUUACGACGAGCAGAAUGAGGUGACGGACAGCGCGUACCUGGGCUCAGAGAGCACCUACAGCGAGUGUGAGACGUUCACAGACGAGGACACGGCGGCGCUGGUUCCCCCAGAGAUGCACGAGGACGUGGAGACGGACAGCGGCAUCGAAGCCACGCUGCACGACCCCGACGAUGGGGGAAGCAGGUUCUCCCUGAACUCGGAGCUCCACAGCCACUCCCUGGUGACGGUCAUCAGCGGAGAGGAGGAGCACUUCGAGGACUUUGGGGAGAGCAACACGUCGGACCUGCUGCUGGAGAGCAGCGUGGACGGCUCCAUGGGGAAGGGCGCCGCCACGCCGCCCGAGCAGAUCAACGGCUCCGCCGUCAUUUCCCCCAGCGCCCCCGCCUGCCUCCCUGACUGCUUCCAGAGCUUCCUCAGGGAGGAGGCGCUGGACUUUUUCUGUAGCCAGUGUCACAGGCAGAUCAGUCGCCUGGAGGAUCUGUCCACACGCCUCAAUUUCCUAGAGAUGACUAGCGCCGGGAAGCGGCUUUCCAGCAAGAAGGUGGCGAGGCAUCUGCUGCAGAACAGCUCCAUGACUCUGGACACCAUGAGCGACCUGACGCGGGACAUCCUGGAGCUCGCCGACAACGACAUCACAGACAAGGUGCUGCUCCUGGAGCGGCGCGUGGCGGAGCUGGAGAAGGAGUCGGAGGCGUCGGGCGAGCAGCACGGCCGGCUGCGGCAGGAGAACCUGCAGCUGGUGCACCGGGCCAACGCGCUGGAGGAGCAGCUGAAGGAGCAGGAGCUGCAGGCCGACGAGCUGCUGCAGCAGGAGAACCGCCGCCACAAGGAGGCGCUGUGCAAGCUGGAGAGGGAGAAGGGGCUGGAGCUGGAGAACGCCCAGGCCCGGCUGCAGCAGCUGGACGAUGAGAACAGCGAGCUGCGGUCCUGCGUUCCCUGUCUCAGAGCGAACAUCGAGCGACUAGAGGAGGAGAAGCGGAAGCUUCAAGACGAGGUGGAAACUCAGACCGACAGGCUGAACGAGGAGACGGAGUCCCGCAGGAAGAUGGCCGACAAGCUGAGUCACGAGCGCCAUCAGAACCAGAAGGAGAAGGAGAGCACCCAGGAGCUGAUCGAAGACCUGCGGAAGCAGCUGGAACAUCUUCAGCUCUACAAGCUGGAGGCCGAGGCCAAGCGAGGCCGAACCCCUGGCGCCGGGCUGCAGGAGUACCAGACCCGGACCCGGGAGGCCGAGCUGGAGCAGGAGAUCAAACGACUCAAACAGGACAACCGAACUCUGAAAGAGCAGAACGACGAGUUGAACGGACAGAUCAUCAACCUGAGCAUCCAGGGAGCCAAGAACCUGAUGUCGGCCUCCUUCUCCGACUCCCUGGCAGCCGAGAUCAGCUCCGUGUCUCGGGCUGAACUAAUGGAGGUCGUUCACAAACAGGAGGAGAUCAACUACCGACUCCAGGAUUACAUCGAUAAGAUCAUCGUGGCCAUCAUGGAGUCCAACCCCUCCAUCCUGGAGGUCAAAUAGGCCGCAGGCAGCCUUAUUGGGAACGGCCGCUGCCGCCGGCUCCACAGGCUGUGAACUUAUUUAUAACAAACUGGCACUAAGAAAACGAAGGAGAGGAUGUAAAAAUUAAUUUAUUGGACCUUCUUACAACACUCAUGACUCCAGACUGGCUUAGAAAAGAACGACGAUAAAUUUCUACGAAGUCCAAGGCUGUCAGUAAAAAAUAAGCUUGUUUUUGUUUCUUUUCGGUUUGUGUGGAUGUGCGUUGGCCUCCUGUGCGCCGUUGGGUUCUGGUGACUUCCAUGUAUUUGGCUGGAGGAACCCGAGCCCCCUGGUGGCUGAAUGUGAAAAUGCAAGUGUAGAUUAGCUCCUCCUUUAUUCCCAAUCAGCUUCUAAUCCACCUAAAACCGAUCCGCUAGUUCUACCAAAACGCCUUAAAGGAAGGUUGAUCAAAGUAUUUCAUUCUGCUGAGCGCACCAUAAGCGACUCGGUCUGACCCGAGGAAACCCGACCCAGGCUGAGUCGUGUUUUCACGACCCGCAUGAAGCGCAGGUCAGGGGUCAACGACGGUUGGUAUCUAAAGCUCAACCCGAUGAGGGAGGUUUCUCCUGAUCAGAAACUCCAACAGGGUUUUGCUUUGUGUGUGUGUGUGUGUGUGUGUGUGUGUGUGUGAGAGAGACGUUCCCUUGCUUUUUCUGUGUUUGUGUGAACCAAAAUGGCGACACUAAAUGCAGUGAAAAGCAUAAAACAAUCAUUCCUGUAGGGGAGAAAACUAACAAGAUGAAAGAAGUGGUUUAUUGUUUGGUUUAUGUUUACAAUGAAACAGGGUCCUGGAUGUCAGGCGGGCUGGAACAGCACUACACACAUUUAAAGGGCCAGCUGGAGAAAAUAAGCACUUCUUCUUACCUACAGUAGAUUUCUCUGUCUGCGUCGAUUCAGGAUAAAUCCAGAGAACUCGGCUCCAGAAACAGAAGCAUCGGCUAAUCCCAAUGAGUUAGCCAUUAGCCGUAAACCUCCAAAAACAUCACUUUGGUUUAGGUGAAUCUUAUUAACCUUUAAACAGUAAUUUACAGAGACAGAUCACUGGAGGCGGUGCGCCACUAAAAGUCUUCCUGUCUGAAAAAGUGAAGCUAACGGCUACUACGAAAAGAAUUGGCAGGUAACCUCAAAAGAUUAAUUAAAUUCACAAAAAUCACAUUGAUAAUUUGAACAGUCAUUGACAGAGAUGAUCAUUGUUUGCAUGGAGGCUGGAGGCGGUGCGCCACCAAUAGUCUUCCUGUGUGAAACGCCUACAAAGAAUGAAAAAACUGAAGCAUUUAUAGUCAGCACCGUCGUUUUUUUUGUUUGUUUUUGUUUUUUAAAGCAAUGCAAGAAGCUAAACAUAUAAAUCGACUUGUGUGUCUCUGGUACUUGUUAUGAUCAGUUUGUUUCACACAGGAAGAUUAUUGGAGGCACACCAACUCUUUAGUUCCCCAUCUACACACUCAGCAGUUUUUGUUUAAAAAGAAAAGACAGCUUGACGCAAACAAUGUAACGGUUAGCUUGAGAGGCUGGAGCUAACUCUGGAUUUACUCUGAUUUAGGACUCCAAGUGAGCAUGACACUGUAGGGUAAGAUAUUGACUGUGCAUAGCCCUUCACUAGAACCUCAGUUCAGUAAUUCUGCGCUGUCCCUUUAAAUGAAUCCCGACCAACCCAGUAUGUAUCCCAGUACAGCCCGCCUGAUCCCAGCGUCGUCUUGCUGAGUGCAGCAGGGAAGUUUAACGUGUUUUUUUACUGCAACUAUUAAAUGCCGGCAUUUUGACAAGUUGUAUGUGAAGAAUUUAGCGCUUGUGUUUUGCACUAUGAUUUGUUUUUGUUUUUGGAAGUAGGAUGAAAUGCUAUGAAAUGAUUAUUUGUAGGAAUCUGUUGAAGAGGGAAAAGUAUCACACUAUGACGCCAUGUUGAGUCAAACAUAUCCAAUGAUUCUGCAGCGUUUCUUUAAAUGCAACUCUGAGCAUCAAGCUUGGAGACUUCAGACGUUUUUGUAGCAAUAAUGCAGGAUAAGAAAUGAAUGGAGGGUAAUUCUUCUUUUCUUCUGCUGGGUGAAGACAUCAUGAACUGAUUCUGGACUCUUAACGCCGACCUGGAUGUGGAUUUAUAUCACGACCUUUGACACCAGUACGUCUGAUUUCCUCGUUUUUUCACUCUGUUCGCCUCUUUCUCACUGCUCUUCACUCGCCACUCCAUGAAGGAAAAGACAAAAAACUAACCAAUGGCCUUGGAUGUAAAUGUCUUGUAAAGUUUUUUUCUACACUCAUUCUAGAUUCUAGGUAUUUUUCUAGUCGCAGCAGAGGAACGGAAGGUCGCCUGUGCUCUGUAGCAUGUAGCGUGUACAGUUUCUGUCGGGGUUCUUCGUCUCACGCCGGUAUUUAUUCGUCGACGGCUCACACUGACCUGUUCUGCUGAAACAAAUAUGUUUGUGCUUUAUUGAAUUCACAUUUAUUGACACUGAUCAACGCGGCGGGAGAGUUUAUUAGCGAGGUAAGGGUUAGCUGAGCUGCACAAGAGGGCCGCCUGAGGUCAACGCGCUCUUCCGUGAAGGUGAAGUUUUCCUGUUGUCUUCCCGGAGGGAGUCGGUCCUGCAUGGAUGCACAGAGUUCUUGUUGUACAUCUUGAUCCAUGAUCACUAAGAUGACAUUUUAAAACCUCCUGGCAUUCACAAGGGUGAAAAAAGGUUUUUAAUAAUUCCUGAUUUCUUUGAGCGAAAAUACGACGUAGACACAUCUAGGUGUUUAAUUAUGCCUGUAUAUUUUUUCUUUUUGUAGAUUAGAUUUGCACUUUCACCUGAUCCAUUGUCUUAUUUCCUGGGUUAAAAAUGACCAAAGACUGAUUCUGUUCUGAAUUUUUUCUGAAAGAAACUGACCUGGUAGCAGAGCCGGUCCAAAAAUAAUCUACGGCCUUUGGCAGAACUUGAUUUUGGGCCCCCAAACUACCAUGACAGCUAAACAAUAUAUAUAAAUUAAAGCAGUUUUUUCUACUAAUGCUACUUCUAAGAUGUUAGCCUAUUAAACCAAAAAUAUUUUACUCAAAGUGUUUUUCCGCCUGUUGCUUCUAAGGUGCUAAGUUGCUGCUCAGUUUGCUUCCACCUUGGUCCGGCUCUGCCUGUAGUCUAAACACUGUCUCUCGCUAAACCUGAUGAUGAGCCCUGGAUAAAGUCAGUUGGUUUUAAAUUAUGCGAUAUACAUCUGAGCUGUAAAUAUAAACAUUUUUGCAGACUUCUUUCCUGUUUCCUUCAAAUGCGUCUGAAGGUUUGCUAAAGGCGUCGCCAUCCGAGUCGUGCUCAGCUUGUGUGACGGAGAAGGACAGGAAGCAAAUACUGUAGAAAAGAGAAUCUGUAAGAAGUAAAUUUAUUCCUAUUUUCAAAGAUAAAUGUAUAAAUUAAUGUAUAAAUUAUAACAGUAUUGGGUACAGCUGUAUAAUAUUUUUGGAGCUCCCUACAAAUGAUUUACUCCUAAUUGUUACUGGGGAAAUAUGUCAUUUAUUGUAAGAAGAGAAUUUAAAGGUAAAAAGUGGAAGUAAGAAUAGAAUAAAUAAAUGGAAUAAAA